Molecule: messenger RNA, 993 nt
Organism: Lotus japonicus
Lineage: Eukaryota; Viridiplantae; Streptophyta; Magnoliopsida; Fabales; Fabaceae
Exons: 4
Coding region: 325-810 (161 amino acids)
Source: RefSeq, a predicted model, not a curated record
GUAGUUUUUCCAAGUUUGAAUGUUAAUUUGUGUUAUCUGCCACAAAAAUAUCUACUCCCUCUUCUUCCCGGUGGCAACUAAAACCUCUCGAAGCUUCUUCCUUCAUAUCUAUCUCACAAUGCAAAAAGGAAGGAGAAGAUAUUUUUUUCUCUCUCAUCUAACCUCUGCGUCCAGAAAUUACCUUUUUCUCCUUCCCCAUUCGUUUAUAUCUUCCUUUAUACCCUUCCUCUCUACGUUUUUACAUUCCUUAAUGGCUUUCGGUUCUCCUUGUCUCCUUUGAAAACCUUCGCCGUUGGAAUUUUCCGGUGCUUCUUCUGUGAAUUCAUGGAUCGGGAAGGAGGAUCCAACGGCGGCGGAUCUUGCUACUACUCCGUCCUAGGGAUUCGCAGAGACGCCUCCUCCUCUGAUAUUCGUACUGCUUACCGGAAACUCGCCAUGAAGUGGCACCCGGACAGGUGGACGCGGAACCCUGCGACGGCCGGAGAAGCGAAGCGGCGGUUUCAGGAGAUUCAGGAAGCUUACUCAGUUCUCUCCGAUCAGUCGAAGAGAUCAAUGUACGAUGCGGGGCUGUAUGAUCCUCUUGAGGAAGAAGACCAAGGAUUUUGUGAAUUCAUGAAUGAGAUGAUCUCAAUGAUGAACAAUGUCAAAGACGAGGGGGAAAGUUUGGAGGACUUGCAAAGGAUGUUUGUUGAGAUGGUUGGUGGAGAUGGGAUGAGCUUUGACUUGGACCAGGAUCAGACGGCUGGGAAGAGGGCACGCGGCAGUGGAUCGAAGGGCAGCGCAGCCCAGCGUAGCACCUCUUGCCGAUAGUGCGGUGUAGUGGAUCCAUGUUGUAAUUUUAGAGUUUGGAAAUUGGAUUGGAUUAUUGAUAUGAAAUCUCUAAACUUUUCAAACAGGUCAGCUAUAGCGAGUUAGGUAAUGCACCAAUUGCAAUUAAGACAUGUUUGUUUUAUUUUGUUUGCGUGGCUAUAAAAAUCUAAAGCGUUUUGGUAA